Messenger RNA from Cuculus canorus (common cuckoo), 825 nucleotides. RefSeq names its product feather keratin 3-like. Gene Ontology annotation, cellular component: intermediate filament. Gene Ontology annotation, molecular function: structural constituent of cytoskeleton. The transcript has a single exon. Lineage: Eukaryota; Metazoa; Chordata; Aves; Cuculiformes; Cuculidae. Bases 438 to 752 code for a protein of 104 amino acids. The record is from RefSeq and is a predicted model, not a curated record.
CCUCCACUUCCCUUGGAACAAGGUGAGUCUGAAACCCUGUCCCCUCCUUCUUCUUUUCCUCUUCCUCCUCUGCCUCCACUGGAUUUCUAAGCACAUUCCUGCCCCUUUCAUCCUAUGCCUGGAUUUGGGGAUAUUUUUCAUGAGAGAGGGAGGGGGCAGAAGGUCUGGGACAGUCAGAGUAUGUGGCUGGGCUGAGGUGUCUCCUCAGCUGUGGGUACUUUUGGAUCUGCCUGGGCUUGGAUCUCCUUCUCAGGGUUCCUUUGAGAUUGGGGGAGGUUAAGUUAAUGGGUCUCCCGACACAACCAAAAGCUCCCUUCUCCACCUCAUCUUUUGUCUCUCUCAUAGUGGUCUGACAGUGGCUGCUCUUCACCCAUUUCCCCAGCUCACUGCUCUGCUUCCUCCUGACCUCUCUCCAGGUGCAUCUCCAGCCCCAAGCCAUGUCCUGCUACAACACCUGCCUGCCCUGCCAGCCCUGCGGCCCGACCCCACUGGCCAACAGCUGCAAUGAGUGCUGUGUCCGGCAGUGCCAGGACUCCACCGUUGUCAUCCAGCCCUCUCCCGUGGUGGUGACCCUGCCCGGACCCAUCCUCACCUCCUUCCCGCAGAACACCGCCGUGGGAAACUCCACCGGCGCUGCUGUUGGCAGCAUCCUCAGUGAUGCGGGAGUGCCCAUCAACUCUGGGGGCUUUGGCCUCUCCGGCUUGUCCGGCUUCGGUGGCCGCUACUGUGGCAGGAGAUGCCUCCCCUGCUAAAGCCACUGCCUGCACUGAGGUCUCCACUCACAUCGGCCUCGUUUCCCUCCUUUGACUCAAUAAAGUUCUGAUG